Messenger RNA from Zasmidium cellare ATCC 36951, 1950 nucleotides. RefSeq lists its product as uncharacterized. The record is from RefSeq and is a predicted model, not a curated record. Bases 1 to 1950 code for a protein of 649 amino acids. Gene Ontology annotation, molecular function: protein serine/threonine kinase activity; ATP binding. The transcript is spliced from 3 exons. Gene Ontology annotation, biological process: protein phosphorylation. NCBI's taxonomy places the organism in Eukaryota, Fungi, Ascomycota, Dothideomycetes, Mycosphaerellales, Mycosphaerellaceae.
AUGUCCUGGAAACUCACCAAGAAGCUGAAAGAGACGCACCUUGGCUUCUCCCGCUCCUCCUCCCAGUCCACCAUCACUCCUGAAGCGCCCCAGAAAUCGCCUGCGUCCGAACCCCCCUCCUCGAACCCCAUCACUCCCAGCACCACGAAUGGAUCAACCGCGAGCGAUCCGCAAGGCAUAGUCGCCUCCGAGCAGAUGGCAACGGCCACCGCAGCACCCGCCAAGCCUGGUAUCCUCAUCCUAACGCUACAUGAGGGUCGAGGAUUCAGCCUGCCGCCAGGCGCCGAGCAAGCAUUUGCAAGACCUGGACAUGGCGGCAGUAUGAGCACUGGAUCGUUCUCGGGUAGCUACAUGGGCGGAAAUAGCGCACGACCAGGUUCGAGUGCGGCACAAGGUGGAUUCAGACCGGUCUCUGCCAGCGGCGGCGGUGGGAUCAACAAUGCGCCCUCGACUCACGGGCGAUACAGCAGCAAAUACUUGCCGUAUGCUUUGGUGGACUUUGACAAGCAACAGGUGUUCGUGAACUCAGUGUCCGGCACACCAGAGAACCCUAUCUGGGCUGGAGAGAGCACGCAGUAUAAGUUCGACGUUAGCAGAUCAACAGAGCUCAACCUGUCUCUGUACAUUCGCAAUCCGUCAGCUCCGCCAAAUGCCGGCAGGCAGCAAGACAUCUUCAUCGGCACGUGUCGCAUCACACCGACAUUCUCAGAAGAUGCGCAGUCCGGUGCAGCGCAACAACCACCAUCAAGCUCAGAUGGAAAGAGCGGAAAGAAGGACAAGAGCAUGCCCCCGGCGUCAUCUUCAAAUGGUGGCAAUGUGUCGGGCGUGCAAUGGCAUGAGGUACAGUACGGGACUGGAUCGAUCCGGAUAGGGGUCAAGUUCGUGGAGAACAGGCAACGAUCGCUCAAGGUUGAGGAUUUCGAGCUCCUAAAGGUAGUCGGCAAGGGCAGCUUCGGUAAGGUCAUGCAGGUCAUGAAGAAGGACACCUCCCGAAUCUACGCCCUCAAGACCAUCCGCAAGCAGCACAUCAUCUCGAGGUCCGAAGUGGCCCACACGCUAGCCGAGCGCUCGGUGCUGGCGCAGAUUAACAAUCCCUUCAUUGUGCCACUCAAGUUCUCCUUCCAAUCACCCGACAAGCUUUACCUGGUUCUGGCGUUCGUCAACGGAGGAGAGCUGUUCCACCAUCUGCAGAAGGAGCAGAGAUUCGAUAUCAACCGAUCGCGAUUCUACGCUGCAGAGCUGCUAUGCGCUCUGGAGUGCUUGCACGGCUUCGGCGUCAUCUACCGCGAUCUCAAGCCAGAGAACAUCCUCGUUGACUACGUUGGCCACAUCGCACUCUGCGAUUUCGGUCUCUGCAAGCUGGACAUGAAGGAUGAGGACAAGACCAACACUUUCUGCGGAACUCCAGAGUACCUUGCACCCGAGUUGCUGCACGGUCAAGGCUACACCAAGGCAGUUGAUUGGUGGACGCUGGGCGUCCUCCUUUACGAGAUGCUUACUGGCCUGCCACCUUUCUACGACGAGAACACCAACGAGAUGUACCGCAAGAUCUUGUCGGAGCCACUGCACUUCCCGGGUCCAGAGAUCGUUCCUCCUGCCGCCAGAGAUCUGCUUAGCAAGCUUCUGGACAGAGACGCGACUCGACGACUUGGCACCAACGGUGCUGCUGAGAUCAAGGCACAUCCCUUCUUCCACAGCAUCGAUUGGCGCAAGCUUCUCGACAGGAAGUACGAGCCAUCGUUCAAGCCAAGUGUCAUCGACGAGCGCGACACAGCCAACUUCGACAAGGAGUUCACCUCAGAAGCGCCUACCGAUUCCUAUGUUGACGGACCCAUGCUGUCCCAGACGAUGCAGCAGCAGUUUGCGGGUUGGAGUUACAAUCGCCCGGUGGAAGGACUGGGCGAUGCGGGUGGUUCGAUUACUCGGGGCAAUGCUUUCAGCCAACAAUAG